GGGGCUGCCGGUACCGUGUGUGUGGGUGGGCCCGGGUAAGGAGCUCCGUCCAUGGCGGCGGUGUGAGGAGAGGAGGGCGUGUGGAGCCCGUGUGAGGCCGGAGGGGAAGUGCUGCACCAUGCUGACUGCCCCAGCAGAUAGCUCUGGUGACUACAAAAAGCAACAGAUGGAACUGAGCUGGAGCCAUAGCAGCUCUGGUUUGCAGUACUCAGAAGAUACCUUUGAGUCCUUCAGUGAGGAGGAGGAAGCCCACUGGCAGAGAGAAAGUGACCCACCUGAAUCGUAUUGUUCCACAGAGGAUUUGGAGGGCUCUGCUGUGUCAGAUGAGCAGCCUGAAGUAGCAGAUUCUGCAGCUGCAGAAAGAGAUCUCGUGGGACGCUGGAUUGGUCUAAUAACUAAAAAAUCUGACAUUAAGCAAGACAGAUCGGUCAUCAAAACUCAUGCUGAAAUUAGCGAACUCUCAGAUGAAGAACUGGAUGCUCUCAGGUCCUUUUGCACUAAGAAGAUAAAUGGGAUGCAUAAGCAGCUGAUCUCCAAGCAGACAAAUGGUGACAAGCCAAGAAGGCUGCAGACGGGAUUGACAGCAAAGAAACCAGACACAAGUGACUUGAGCUGCAUUGUUCCUGAUGGGCUGAUGAACAGAAUCCGCCUGAAAAAUAUCAGGGAGACUGUUAAACAGGUGACAGAAGCUCAAAUACACGAUCCCUCGGUGUGCCCUGACUGUCAGGAGAAGGAGGCAGAGCUAGCCAAGAUCACCUUCUGCAGAAGAAAGAAGGUCCUGAUGGAAAGUGCUUUAAUCCAAGAGAAACUGGAAGAACAGAUUUACUUCAGAGAUACGCUUACGCUUCUAGGAGAAGCACUCGGAAGCUUGCCCAAACCUUCAGAGGAUCCCAGGAACCUAAGGCAGAGGCUGAAAGUGGCUGAGCUUUGAGAUCCCAAAAUUCUGCCAUGGAGGAUGCAGGAGAAGCAAAACCAAACAGUGGAUCGUGUCUCUUCCUUUUCCCCUCACAGGAGCUGCCCCCUCCCACGUUCCUCAGCAGUAGGCUUUUCUUUUGAUCCAGAGAAACACUCUAAAACUAUGAUCAAGAAAUAUUGAUUCAUGGGCUCCUUUGUUUCUGCUUACUGGGGCAUAAAAGGAGUGAGGUGGAUCAGGGCUGAUUCAUGUGGUAAGCAGCCCUAGGACUGAAACAAAUCAAUCUGCCCAUUAAAAGUACUUUGGAGCUUUGCUUUCUAGCUUUGUGCAGCACAUGGUUGCGUUAUUUAAUCUUCUCAAUGAUUUGUGAUGUGGUAGGGUUCAUUGCUCUGAACUUUGUAUGAAUGCAGAAGGGUUUAUCGUAUAUAUCUUGGUUUAGGUGUAUGCGAUAUUAUAGUUCAUAACUGACUCUUUGGAUAAAUCUAUAUUCCUCAGAUUAUCAUUCAGAUCAGUUUCCUGAGGACAGCAGCAAUGUAAUUUCCACAUUCAUCUGCCCUCGCUUUCUCUAUAAAAAAACCCAGCCUGAUUCCAGGCUCAGUCAUUCCUCAGCCUUGUUUCUAACCAUCUGUUGGGCCACGGGGCUUUGUAUUUGUCAUUUGUAAGAGUCACUUUAGUGUUCUAUUUUUUUUAGCAUAGCUGGUUUGAUCAGCUUCCAAGGAUUGGAGCUGAGCUCACUUAUUCGUACUGGGAGCCUGACAAAACUCCUGAGCUGGUGCACUGAGGACAAGGGUUUGCUGCUGGAAGGGAUCGUGUUCUCUGGAAAAUUGGUGAUGCCCAGAUUCUUCUUCAAUGAGAAUCUGAAUUGUAGCUUUCAGUUAUUGCAAAUCCUGCACACACACUCCAGCAAGAGCUGGAGUACUUCCAGCUAUGUAUUUUUAAAGCAUUUGAAACAUACUUGCCUUCUUCCACCUGAGACUUUUAUCACCAUUCAGUAUGAUUUUCAGAGAAGGACUUUGUAUUGUCUCUACUCAGUGAGAGCUAAUGUAAACGCUACAUGCAGAUUGUCACUGCCUGCAACAGGGUUGGUCUUCUGAAUGCCACCGUGCUUAAUGUGGUUUAAUUCUGUAAAUACAUACAUUAAUGUUACAAAUACUACAGUUGCAUUGCUUUGAUGCAGCUAGCUAACUGCUCCCCUUCCCUC
Molecule: messenger RNA, 2114 nt
Organism: Neopsephotus bourkii (Bourke's parrot)
Lineage: Eukaryota; Metazoa; Chordata; Aves; Psittaciformes; Psittacidae
Gene: CUNH8orf48
Product: chromosome unknown C8orf48 homolog
Exons: 7
Coding region: 119-931 (270 amino acids)
Source: RefSeq, a predicted model, not a curated record